GCCCCCUCCACACUUUCUCAUCGUUCCCAUUCACCAGCCCAAGGGGCAAUUUCAGCUAUGGGCACCCCGGAUAGCUUCACGUUCACAGUUGGAAAGCUUGAUGCAGGGAUGGCGAUCCUGCUGGGAGACAGAGCUCAUCUCAUCGAGUUUCCCUCUGUGUUACUUCCACCAGGAGCUACAACUGGCUCAAUAGUCAACAUCGCCGUACACCAGAACGUUGCUGCAGAGAAGAAGCGGGACCAAGAGUUUUGGGCGCUGCAGCAUGAUAUUCUGGAGACAUAUGGGAAGGCGACUCCCGCCGCCCCACAACUCGAGGUCCGCAACACCACCCAAACCUCCGUCGCCCUCCACUGGCCCACCAUCGAGCUCGCAACCGCCAAACUGCGCUCGCUCGACAUCUACAAAAACGGACAGCGCCUCUCCGCUAUACCCAACGCGCACACCAACACGUCCACAAAGCUCUCCGGCCUCUCGCUCGACACCGAGUACACCUUCCAGCUCGUGCUGCGCACCACCGCCGGCACCUUCCCCUCGAACGUCAUCAAAGUGCGCACGCACACCAUCGAGAACACGUCCGGCAUCCGCGUGUGCUUCGGCACCGUCGGCGACCCCGACCUGUUCGCCGCGGCCAGGGACGCGCUGGAGGACAUGGGCGGGCUGUGGAGCGACAAGAUCGAGAUCGACACGACGCACUUUGUGUGCACGACGCCUGCUGUGACGCCCGCGGGCGCGCAGGCGUCUGGCGGGAACGUGAAUGCGGUGGGCAGCGGUGGGCCGGGUGUGGAGUAUCAGCGGGCGCUGCAGCUGAGUAUACCGGUCGUGCAGCCGCAGUGGCUGUUGACGUGUCAAGUGCAGAAGAAGAUGGUUCCUAUCGCGGGCUUCUACCUCGGCGUGACGCCCCCCGCCGUGUCCAAGUUCUCGACCAGACCACAGUCAAUGUCGCAGUCCUCCCUCCCCGGCUCGUCCUCGAGCAACCUGCACAAAACAGGCGCAUCGCGCAUGUCCAUGCCCGUCCAGUCCCCAUCUCUCGCCUCCUCGAACUCCAACAGCUCGACGAACGGGAAACCCGCCAACAUACCCGGCACACCCACCCCGCCGAGCUCGGCCGCGAAGGUGCCCACGUUCGGCGCGACGCCCGAAGAAGCAGAGGAGCACGAGCACUCGGACGUCGAGGGCUCCACCCCCGCCGCGUCGUCUCCCCCCGCAACGGACUCGCUCACGCAGCCCCAGUCGCGGCACCGCUCCAACGGGACGAUGGACAGGAACUUCAAGUUCCCGCCCGACAUGCCCUCCCCGCCCUCCGAGUCCCCGCCCCCGCCCGGCGCGACGAACUUCGGCGCCGGGGGCGCGGCACUGCACCACGCGCCGGACGUGCAUGAUGUGCCCGUGCAGUCACUGCCGAUACCCUCUGUGCACAUUCGCGCGCCGACGGCGGAGGGCGAGAUCGACACGGUGGCGCUGAACCCAUCGAGCGUGGAGGUGCCGCCGCCGCCGCCGGUGGAGAAGGAGAGGCGGGAUUCUGUGCACAACGUGGAUGAGGAGGAUGAGGAUGUGGGGCCGACGGUUGAGAUUGAUCUGAGGUGAUGAGGGUUUGGUUUGUCUGGAGCGUGGUGCGAUUGGUUGAGUCACUCGAGUGGGGCGUUGGAUUUGGUGGAGGGGAGGAUUUUGAUCGGUUGACUGGUUAAUUGAUUGAUUGAGACUGGUGGCAGUAAUUCUAGCUUUUUCUCUAGUUCGCUUUUACACAGUG
Molecule: messenger RNA, 1747 nt
Organism: Coniophora puteana RWD-64-598 SS2
Lineage: Eukaryota; Fungi; Basidiomycota; Agaricomycetes; Boletales; Coniophoraceae
Exons: 5
Coding region: 58-1584 (508 amino acids)
Biological process (GO): Golgi to plasma membrane transport; conjugation with cellular fusion
Cellular component (GO): trans-Golgi network; exomer complex
Molecular function (GO): protein dimerization activity
Source: RefSeq, a predicted model, not a curated record